Messenger RNA from Acanthosepion pharaonis, 465 nucleotides. The record is from the annotation of a GenBank genome assembly. Lineage: Eukaryota; Metazoa; Mollusca; Cephalopoda; Sepiida; Sepiidae.
AUGCGGAAGACGUUAUUCUCCUCCAUGCACAAUUUGUCCCACACAGGAGCUAAUGCCUCAAUACGGCUGAUCACAGACAGAUUUGUUUGGCCACACAUGAAAACUGACAUUCGGCAAUGGUCAAAGACAUGUGUGCCGUGUCAGAGGGCCAAAGUGGGGAGACAUACCCGUUCACCUCCUGGUUCCUUUCCAUCACCCGACGAGCGGUUUGCACAUGUUCACGUGGACAUCACAGGACCACUCCCUUCAUGUGAGGGAAAGACAUAUCUAUUGACAUGUGUUGAUCGUUUCUCCCGUUGGUGUGAGGCUCUUCCCAUGUCGGACAUUACGGCACAUUCCACUGCAAAGACUUUUGUUUCCGGAUGGGUUUUCCCGUUUUGGGGUCCCUGCUUUAAUUACUACAGACAGAGGGCGGCAAUUCGAGUCAGACCUGUUCAACCAACUGAUGAGGAUCUUGGGGAAUAA